Messenger RNA from Sphaeramia orbicularis (orbiculate cardinalfish), 1428 nucleotides. RefSeq names its product 72 kDa type IV collagenase. Gene Ontology annotation, biological process: collagen catabolic process; proteolysis; extracellular matrix organization. Lineage: Eukaryota; Metazoa; Chordata; Actinopteri; Kurtiformes; Apogonidae. Bases 1 to 1428 code for a protein of 475 amino acids. The record is from RefSeq and is a predicted model, not a curated record. The transcript is spliced from 10 exons. Gene Ontology annotation, molecular function: zinc ion binding; metalloendopeptidase activity. Gene Ontology annotation, cellular component: extracellular matrix.
AUGUAUUCCUUCACAGUUGUUGCGUUACACUUGGGCAACUACCAGUCUGCUCUGCAUCCUUUAUCAGUGUUGAGCAGCAGCGAUGUUGAGACUUGCAUCAUUGUGGGUUUGAUGAAAGCAGAGCCAUGUUGCCUCCACAGUGUCUACAACCCAGGUGGUCCCCUCUGCUGCUUUGCAUACUCCCCGUCCUAUCAGCAGCUCUACGACACAGAGAUUCUUGUCCAUUCUUUACCCCUUCGAGCCUCAGAUCUGCCUGCAGACCCUCACCGUGGACCCUCUGAAGAUGACCAGGAGUUUGCAGAGGCAUAUUUAAAGCACUUCUAUGGCUACAAGCCCAAACUGGAGAGGAGGAAGAGGACCGCCGGCGCCAGGGCCGAUGCCGAUUGGUCGACAGGACUCUGUGAUAAAGUCAAAGAGAUGCAGCACUUCUUUGGUUUACCUCAGAGCGGAGAGCUGACCGAUGAAACGCUGGCAGUGAUGAAGAGGCCGCGGUGUGGUUUGUCAGACGUCGAACCGUUUGGAGAGACUAUCCGCUGGAAGAAGAGCCAGCUCAGCUACAGGAUUGCUGGGGAACAGCUCCCCAUCCCAGUGUCUCGGGUUCAUAAGGCCUUCAGGGCGGCGUGGAAGAUCUGGUCCAACGUGACGCCGAUGCGUUUCCGUAAACGCCGCAGAAGAGAGGCAGACAUCGUCAUCUCCUUCCACAGCGGCGAUCAUUACGACGGCUCCCCCUUCGAUGGAAAACAGGGGAUCCUUGCUCAUGCCUUCCUGCCUGGGUUUGGUAUCGGUGGAGAUGUGCACUUUGAUGCUGAUGAAGACUGGAGCUUUAAUUCUACUGGUUUCAACCUGUUCGCCGUCGCUGUACAUGAAUUUGGCCACGCCCUCGGCCUGCCACACUCCUCCGACCCCGGUGCCAUCAUGUUCCCAGCGUACAACUUUGCACCGAACUAUGAGUUGGAACUGUCAUUCCGCGAUGUCAAAGAUGUCCAACAAAUGUACGGUAUUAAUCCCAAUUUCGCUGCUCUGUUCUCCAAAAAGCCUCCUCCAAGAACUCCUGACAAAUGUGACCCAGAUUUGUCAUUUGAUGCCGUGUCAGAAUUACAACAAGAGGUUCUGUUUUUCAAAGACAGAUUUAUGUGGCGAAAACAUCCACAGUUUGAGGAGAUCAGAAUCACUCUGACCAGCAGCCUGUGGCCUGAUGCUAUCCCUCCAUACCUGGACGCCGUCUACGAGAACAGCGCAAAGAACUUAAUCUUGUUUUUUAAAGGUCAUCAGUACUGGAUGCUGAAGCAGUUAACGGUGGAGGAGGGAUUCCCAAAAAACAUCACGGAGCUGGGCUUCCCCCCCAGGAUAAAAUCUGUAGACGCUGCUCUUCACCUCCGCAAAGAACGCUUCACUGUGUUCUUCACCGGCCACGAGUGCUGGAGGUGA